Molecule: messenger RNA, 351 nt
Organism: Westerdykella ornata
Lineage: Eukaryota; Fungi; Ascomycota; Dothideomycetes; Pleosporales; Sporormiaceae
Exons: 1
Source: RefSeq, a predicted model, not a curated record
AUGGCACCUCCACACCCAUACUAUGAUCUUGCAACUAGGGCUCAGGUUAUAGCCCUACGUUCUUUUGGUACGUCAAUCAAGCAAGUUGAAGAGAUAACUGGCGUGAAGGAGAGGACUCAAAGGAAGAUAAUUACGCGGGCAAAGGAGCAUGGGUACCAGCCAAAUUCAGUAGUUCUGGAUGACCACGUGAAGGAUGCGCCUAAGGCAGGUGCUCCGCGCAAGAGGAGUGCCUCCUUUGAGGAGGCACUACUUCAGAAAGUGCAGCGUGAUAGAUAUGGGAGAGAGAAAGGCACUGAGCAGCUGGCCAGGGAGCUUACUGAUGAAGGAUGGUUAGUUUCCUAUGAGACGGUA